This is a messenger RNA of Enhydra lutris kenyoni (northern sea otter), 1962 nucleotides long. RefSeq names its product zinc finger protein 709-like. The record is from RefSeq and is a predicted model, not a curated record. Lineage: Eukaryota; Metazoa; Chordata; Mammalia; Carnivora; Mustelidae. Gene Ontology annotation, molecular function: DNA-binding transcription factor activity, RNA polymerase II-specific; RNA polymerase II cis-regulatory region sequence-specific DNA binding. The coding region runs from base 1 to 1935 and encodes 644 amino acids. The transcript is spliced from 3 exons. Gene Ontology annotation, biological process: regulation of transcription by RNA polymerase II.
AUGUUUCAGGACUCAGUGGCCUUUGAGGAUGUGACUGUGCACUUCAGCCUGGAGGAGUGGGCUCUUCUGAAUCCAUCCCAGAAGAAACUCUACAGAGACGUGAUGCAAGAAACCCUCAGGAACCUGGCCUUAGUAGGAGAAAAAUGGGAAGACCGUGACAGUAAAAGUCAGUACGAACAUCAUCAGACAAAUCUAAGCAGGCCUGUGGUAGAGAGACCCUGUAAAAAUAAAGAAGGUAGUCCAUGUGAAGAAUCCUUCAGCCAGAAUCCAAAUCAUAAGCAGAUAAAUAAAAGUCCUGCUGGAAUAAAGCUACGUAAAUGCAGUUUCUGUGGACAAGUCUUCAGGCAUCAUUCAUCCUUUAGCAGGCACAUGAUCUCUCACACUGGCCACAAACUGUAUGAGUAUCAGGAAUAUGAAGAGAAGCCUUAUAAAUGUAAGGAAUGCGGGAAGGCCUUCAAGCAUCGCCAGUCCAUUCGAGUGCAUGUAAGGACGCACACUGGAGAGAAACCGUACAAAUGCAAGCAUUGUGGGAAGGCCUUUAAGCAUUGCCAAUCCAUCCGAAAGCACGAAAGGAUCCACACUGGAGAGAAACCCUAUGAAUGCAAACAGUGUGGAGAAGCUUUCCGGUAUCGCCACAACUUUCAAAAGCACGAGCGAACUCACACUGGAGAGCAGCCCUAUAGAUGUAAGCAUUGUGGGAAAGCCCUCAGUUGUCUCAGUUACUGUCGAAUUCAUGAAAGAACUCACACCGGAGAGAAACCGUAUGAAUGUAAGCAGUGUGGGAAAGCCUUCAGUUACGCCAGUUACAUUCGGAUCCACGAGAGAACUCACACGGGAGAAAAGCCCUAUGAAUGCAAGAAGUGUGGGAAAGCCUUCAGUUGUCCAAAUUAUUUCCGAAAACACGAAAAGACUCACACUGGAGAGAAACCCUACGAAUGUAAGCAGUGUGGCAAAGGCUUCAGCUGUCCCAGAUCCUUUCGAAGUCAUGAAAAGAGACACAGGGGCGAGAAGCCCUAUGAAUGUAAGAUAUGUGGGAAGACCUACAGUUGUCCCAUCUACUUUCGAAAUCAUGAAAGGAGACACAGCGGGGAAAAAUCCUAUGAAUGUAAAAUAUGCGGUAAGUCCUUCAGUUGUCCGAAGUAUUUUCGAAAACAUGAAAGAAGUCACACAGGAGAGGAGCCCUGUGAAUGUAAUGAUUGUGAGAAUAGCUUGACUCCUCUCCCUGUAUUUCAAAGACACGUGAUAAAGCACAGCGGAGAUGGACCUUACAAGUGUAAAGAGUGUGGAAAAGUCUUUGAUUGUCCCACUAACUUUCGAUGUCAUGAGAAGAUACACAGUGGAGAAAAGCCAUAUGAAUGUAAGGAAUGUGGCAAAGCCUUCAGUUCCUCCAUGUCCCUUCAAAACCAUGAAAGAAGUCACAGUAGGAAAAAACCUCAUGAAUGUAAGGAAUGUGGUAAAGCCUUCAGCUUUCCCUGUUCCCUUCAAAAACAUGAGAGAAGUCAUACUGGGGAGAAACCCUAUGAAUGUAAGCAGUGUGGGAAAGCCUUCACUUACCUCAGUUCUAUGCAAAAGCACGAAAGGACUCAUAGCGGGGAGAAACCCUAUGAAUGUAAGCAGUGUGGGAAAGCCUUCAUUUAUCUCAGUUCUAUGCAAAAGCAUGAGAGAACUCACAGUGGAGAGAAACCCUAUGAAUGUGAGCAGUGUGGGAAAGCCUUCAUCACUCUGUCCAACGUUCAGAGGCACAUGAUCAAGCACACAGGAGAUGGACCCUGUAAGUGUAAGGAGUGUGGCAAAGCCUUCGAUUGUCCUAGUUCAUUGCGAACCCAUGAACGUACUCACACCGGGGAGAAGCCCUAUCAGUGUAAACAUUGUAGUAAAGCCUUCACUCGCUCUAGUUCUUUACGAAACCAUGAAAGAACUCAUAAUGGAGAGUAGCAAUGUGAAUGUAAGGAAUGUGGAAAA